Molecule: messenger RNA, 2608 nt
Organism: Gadus morhua (Atlantic cod)
Lineage: Eukaryota; Metazoa; Chordata; Actinopteri; Gadiformes; Gadidae
Product: NLR family CARD domain-containing protein 3-like
Exons: 5
Coding region: 134-2479 (781 amino acids)
Molecular function (GO): protein binding
Source: RefSeq, a predicted model, not a curated record
GGGAAUCACACAACGAGAGCAAAGACCUCUGAAUGAGAUCUACACAGAGAUCUUCAUCACAGAGAGAGGCAGUGGAGAGGUCAACCAGGAACAUGAAGUCAGACUGAUUGAAACAGCUUCCAGGAAACGAGCCAUGAAGGAAAUACCAAUCAGAUGUGUGGACAUCUUUAAACCCUUACCUGGACAAGAUAAACCAGAUAAACCAAUCAGGACAAUAAUGACAACUGGAGUGGCCGGCAUUGGUAAAACCGUCUUAACACAAAAGUUCACUCUGGACUGGGCUGAGGGCAAAGCCAACCGUGACAUAAACUUCACAUUUCUCCUCACUUUCAGAGAGCUGAAUUUACUGAAAAAUAAAGAGUUUAGCUUGGUGGGACUUGUUCAUCACUUCUUUAUUGAGACCAAAGAAGCAGAAAUCUGCAGAUUCCACCGGUACCAAGUUGUCUUCAUCUUAGAUGGUCUAGAUGAGUGUCGACUUCCUCUGGACUUCCAGAAAAAACAGAUCUGGACUGAUGUCACAGAGUCCACCUCGGUGGACGUGCUGCUGACAAACCUCAUCAGGGGCGACCUGCUUCCCUCCGCUCGCAUCUGGAUAACCACACGCCCUGCGGCAGCCAAUCAGAUCCCUGCUGAGUGUGUUGACAGGGUGACAGAGGUGAGGGGGUUCACCGACCCUCAGAAGGAGGAGUACUUCAGGAAGAGAUUCGGAGACGAGGCACUGGCCAACACAAUCAUCUCCCACGUCAAGAAAUCACGAAGCCUCCACAUCAUGUGUCACAUCCCAGUCUUCUGUUGGAUCACUGCUACUGUUCUGGAGGACAUCUUAAAAACAUCCAAUAGAGGAGAAGAGAUGCCCAAGACCGUGAGUCAGAUGUACAGCCACUUCCUGAGGGUUCAGUCCAUACAGGGGGACAGGAAGUACCAUGGGAGGGCUGAAACCGAUCCAGACUGGAGUUCAGAGAGCAGGGAGAUCAUUGUUUCUCUGGGAAAACUGGCUUUUAACCAGCUGGAGAAAGGCAACCUGAUAUUCUAUGAGGAAGACCUGGCAGACUGUGGCAUCGACAUCAAAGCAGCCUCAGUGUACUCAGGAGUGUUCACCCAGAUCUUUAAAGAGGAGUUUGGGCUGUACCAGGCCAGGGUGUUCUGCUUUGUCCAUCUGAGCCUCCAGGAGUUUCUGGCUGCUCUUUAUGUCUUUCUGUCCUUCAUCAACGAUGGUGUCAAUCUGCUCUCAGAAGAACCACCCACCUCUGGGGAAGAUAAACUCCUCCUCCUCUACCAGAGUGCUGUGGACAAGGCCUUACAGAGUGAGAACGGACACCUGGACUUGUUCCUCCGCUUCCUCCUGGGCCUCUCUCUGGAGACCAAUCAGAUUGUCCUACGAGGUCUGCUGGGACAGACAGGAACUAGCUCACUGACCAAUACAGAAACAGUGUCUUACAUCAAGGAGAAAAUAGAUGGAGAUCUCUCUCCUGAGAGAAGCAUCAACCUGUUCCACUGUCUGAAUCAGCUGAACGACCGUUCUCUAGUGAAGGAGAUCGAACAGUACCUGACAUCAGGAAGACUCUCCAGAAAAUCUCUCUCUCCUGCUCAACUGUCAGCUCUGGCCUUCAUCCUACUGACAUCAAAAGAGGAGCUGGACGUGUUUGACAUGAAGAAAUACUCUGCUUCAGAGGAGGGUCUUCUGAGGCUGCUGCCAGUGGUCAAAGCCUCAAAAACAUCUCUGCUCAAUGGCUGUGGUCUGUCAGAGAGAUGCUGUGAAGCUCUGGCCUCAGUUCUAAGCUCCAGCUCUAGUCUGAGAGAGCUGGACCUGAGUACCAAUGAUCUGCAGGACUCGGGAGUGAAGCUGUUCUCUGCUGGACUGGGGAGUCCACACUGUACACUGGAAACUCUCAGGCUCAAUGGCUGUCAUCUGUCAGAGAGAUGCUGUGAAGCUCUGGCCUCAGUUCUCAGCUCAGACUCCUGUAGACUGAGAGAGCUGGAGCUGAGCUUCAAUGAUCUGCAGGAUUCAGGAGUGAAGCUGCUCUCUGCUGGACUGGGGAGUCCACACUGUACACUGGAAACUCUCAGGCUCAAUGGCUGUCAUCUGUCAGAGAGAUGCUGCGAAGCUCUGGCCUCAGUUCUCAGCUCCAACUCCUCUAGUCUGAGAGAGCUGGACCUGAGUACCAAUGAUCUGCAGGAUUCAGGAGUGAAGCUGCUCUCUGCUGGACUGGGGAGUCCACACUGUACACUGGAAACUCUCAGCUUGUCUGGCUGCCUGGUCACACAGGAAGGCUGUGCUUCUCUGACCUCAGUUCUGAGCUCCAACCACUCCCAUCUGAGAGAGCUGGACCUGAGCUACAAUCACCCAGGAGACUCUGGAGCUGCGCUGCUCUCUGCUGGACUGGAGGAUCCACGCUGGAGACUGGACACUCUCAGGUAUGGAGAGGACAGCUCACCACUCAGGGACAAAGUCUCCUUCAAGGAUUCAAGCUGCUGCUAGAUUAAGUGGUUUGAAGAGGCAGCUGUCACUCAUGUUGUGUAGAACGUGAUGAGACAGCAGAUGAUGAAGGUGAAUGUUUCAACAUGCUGCUCUCACUUUGUUUCCCCCCCAGCGUGGAGCACGGUGGAG